GCGCGAACUGUCAAAUCGUGUCGUCCUCAGGCCUCCGUCAAACUUGUAUUUUUAUGUAAUUCAAAAUAAAAAAUUCUAAAUUAUUAAAAACAUUCAAUUUAACUUUAAUUUGUCAAUACAAUAUUAAAAAGCGUUAGUAAUGGGCACAGUGCAUGCCAAGUCAGAGCACAAUGACCUGGGGGAGGUGGGCGGGGGUCUGUUUGAGUUCGAGGAACCGAUUGAAAUGGAGGAGGAGCCCAUUCCCAAGCCCACCAUACAGCUAGGAGGCGUCAGGGCACGUGUGGACCGAGUGCAUGUGGACGGGCUGAACCGCACGAAGGAUGACAUCAUCCGCAGCACUGUGGACGAGCUCUUCCAUGCCACUGACUUCGAAGACGUCAUACUCAGGGCACACAAGGUCCGUCGAGCUCUAGACGCGAUGGGAUGUUUCCGCGACAUCGGCGUGUACAUCGACGUGUCGUCCGGCCCGGGCGCCACGCCGGAGGGACUCGAGGUGACGUUUCAAGUCCGCGAGUUGUCCCGCGUCGUGGGCGGAGUCAACACUACUGUCAGCGAGAACGAGGGAAACCUCGUGUUGGGCGUGAAGAUGCCCAACGUGCUGGGCCGCGGCGAGAAGCUGCAGGCGGAGUACAGCAUGGGCUACCGCAGCUCCUCCAACUUCAGCAUCGCGGCCACCAAACCCUAUCCGCACAAGCCUCUGACGCCCGUGCUGUCAGCGUCGGUGUACCAGCAGAACCACGAGUACCCGUGGUCCGGCUACCGGCUGCUGGACCGCGGGCUGCUGCUGGACCUCGCCUUCCGCACCUCGCCCGCCACGAAACACAACUUGCAGUGGGAAGGGUUGGUGCGGGACACGUCGGUGCUCAGCAAGACCACCAGCUUCGCGGUUCGGGAGAACAGCGGUCCGCAAAUGAAGUCAGUGAUCCGCCACGUACUGUCGGUGGACCACAGAGACGAGCCCAUCUUCCCGACGCGCGGCACUCUCGUGCAGUUCACGAGCGAAGUCGCGGGCCUCGGCGGCGGCGUGGCGCAUCUCAAGACGGAGCUCAACGCGCAGGCCAAUGUGGCGCUCACAGAGUCCGUGGUGGUCCAAGUAACCGGGGCUUUAGGUGUAUUACACGAUAUGUUCGGCACGGCGCUCCCAGAUAGACUGUUUUUAGGGGGCGCCACCACACUGCGGGGGUUCGGGCAGCGGGGGGUGGGGCCACACCAGGAUGGGCAGGCGCAAGGAGGACAGAUGUACUGGGCGUCGGGCCUGCACGUGUACACGCCGCUGCCGUUCCAGCCGGCCAAGAACGGCCUCGGCUCUUUGUUCAGGUCGCAUUUGUUCCUCAACGCCGGCUGCUUGACCGACAACGAGGAGAAGAGUAAGCUGGAGGCGCUGUCGCAGGCGCGGGUGUCGUGCGGCGCGGGCGUAGCGCUGCGGCUGGGCCGCGCGGCGCGGCUCGAGCUCAGCUACUGCGUGCCGCUGCGCGCGCGCGCCGCCGACCGCCUCGCGCCAGGGUUGCAGCUCGGCGUCGGCGCGCACUUCUUGUAGUGCUCACACACAAACAUCCCGUCGCCGUUCGAAAGAAGAGAUCAAAGGAAUACGAAUUAAUUUUGUUAUUAUUUAUUGUUCGUGUAAAUACAAGUGAAAAUAAAUUUUCAGAAUACUGAAAGUUUUGUCUAAACUAUGGUGAAUCAUACGGGCCGUAUGCCUGGUUGUUAUAGUUAAUUAUGUACAAAUCGCCAGUGAACGUUGUUGUUAUAAAAUUGUUUAGUUUUAAAAAAUUAUUUUAUUUAAUACGACGACUAUUUUUGACAAUCUCGGUGGCGCAGUGGUGAAGUUCCUGCUACUGAACCGAGAGGUCCCGGGUUCGAUCCCCGGUCGGGUCAUGAUGGAAAUGAUCUUUUUCUGAUUGGCCCGGGUCAUGGAUGUUUAUCUAUAUAUGUAUUUGUUAUAAAAUAUAGUAUCGUUGAGUUAGUAUCCCGUAACACAAGUCUCGAACUUACUUUGGGGCUAGCUCGAUCUGUGUGAUUUGUCCUAAUAUAUUUAUUUAUUUGUUUAUUUAAUAGACCCUAAAGAAUUUAUUCAGAAAUUAGACCUUCUCAAGACACUUUUUCACAUC
Molecule: messenger RNA, 2108 nt
Organism: Plodia interpunctella (Indianmeal moth)
Lineage: Eukaryota; Metazoa; Arthropoda; Insecta; Lepidoptera; Pyralidae
Exons: 13
Coding region: 140-1537 (465 amino acids)
Biological process (GO): mitochondrial respiratory chain complex assembly; protein insertion into mitochondrial outer membrane
Cellular component (GO): outer membrane
Source: RefSeq, a predicted model, not a curated record